AUCCUCACACUCCGAUUCAGCGAUUCAGAAAGCUUAACAACAACAGAUACCAAAAGCUCUUCUUUAAUCAAUCAAUGGCGGCGAAGAGAGUCGGAGCCGGUAAAUCUGGCGGAGGAGAGCCAAACAUCUUAGCUAAGAUUUCAAACUCUGAGAUCGUGUCUCAAGGAAGACGCGCCGCCGGAGACGCCGUCGAAGUAUCGAAGAAACUGCUCUGGAGCACAGGAAAAGCUGCGUGGAUCGCUGGGACUACGUUUCUCAUCCUUGUUGUUCCAUUGAUCAUUGAGAUGGAUCGUGAGUCACAGCUCAAUGAAAUUGAGCUUCAGCAGGCGAGUCUCCUCGGAGCUCCACCGUCUCCAAUGCAAAGGGGAUUGUAAGAACUUUAGGGUUCUCUGUUUUACUAGUUGUUUUUGGAAUUCGAAUUUCUUAUAAGAGUGCGUUUUACACAUCGUUGGAUUCAUAAAAGUUCGAGCUUUUUCUAAGUCUUGUUUUGUUUAUCAUCUCUAUCAGAUUGAUUAUUCUGGUUGUUUCUCUUGAUCCACCAUCCAAUUGAAAUCGUUUCUAUUGCUAUAAA
Capsella rubella is the source of this 571-nucleotide messenger RNA. Its product is annotated as mitochondrial import receptor subunit TOM9-2. The transcript has a single exon. The coding region runs from base 75 to 374 and encodes 99 amino acids. The record is from RefSeq and is a predicted model, not a curated record. Lineage: Eukaryota; Viridiplantae; Streptophyta; Magnoliopsida; Brassicales; Brassicaceae. Gene Ontology annotation, cellular component: mitochondrial outer membrane. Gene Ontology annotation, biological process: intracellular protein transport.